AUGAGUUACGGUGAUAAAGUGAUUGUUGCUGUACGUGUGCGUCCAUUCAAUGAACGUGAGAUAGGUCGAAAAGCUCGACUUAUAAUAGAAAUGCCUGAUGAACAAAGGACAGGAAUUCGUGAUCCAAAUGCACCAGAUGAAGAUGCAAAAUGGUUUACUUUUGAUCAUAGCUACUGGUCUCAUGAUGGUUUUAACGAAAAUGCGGAUGGUUAUUUAGAGCCCAUCAAUAAUCACUACGCAGAUCAGAGAAAAGUUUUCAAUGAUCUUGGCAAAGGAGUGCUCGACAAUGCAUGGAAUGGAUACAAUUGUUCAUUAUUUGCCUAUGGGCAAACUGGUAGCGGAAAAAGUUACUCGAUGGUUGGUGAUAAAAAUAAUGCAGGUGAUAGUUGUGAUAAGAAAAUCGCUAUGACCUUAUUAUAUUUUCGUAAACAGAAUGAUAAAGAAAUUUUCAAUAGUAUUAUACCAAUUGUCUGCAAAGAACUUUUCAAACAGAUCGAUGAAAAAAAAUGUGUAGAUCCAAAAACGGAAUAUCAAGUAUCGAUCUCAAUGUUUGAAAUAUAUUGUGAAAAAGUUCGUGAUCUACUCAGUGUUAAAUCUCCACCUAAAGGCGGCUUAAAAAUACGCGAACAUCCAAAAACCGGAUUUUACGGCGCUAUAUGCCGUCUUUAUUUAACAAUCAUCUUAUCAUCAAGCAAAUUACAUUUAAUCUUCAAUGAAUUGCGAAUAGCCUAUAUGGGAUUUGCAGUGGAGGAUUUAACAAGUGUCCCAGUUAGUAGCUAUUUGGACAUUGAGAAAAAGAUGGAUGAAGGAACGAAACAAAGGACGAUUGCAGCCACAAAUAUGAAUGCUACGAGCAGUAGGUCGCACACUAUCGUUAAGAUUCAAUUUAAUCAGAAAUCAGCUAAAAACUCGCAAGGAACAACGAAAACAUCUGAAAUAAACUUAGUGGACCUUGCUGGAAGCGAACGUCAGAAAGACGCUGGAUCAGAGGGUGAUCGACUUAAAGAAGGCAUUGUCAUCAAUAAAUCAUUAUCAACAUUAGGUCGAGUGAUAAAGGCUCUUCACGAACAACAGAAUGAUAAAAAGAAAAAAAGGGUUCAGGUUCCAUAUCGAGAUUCCGUUCUAACAUCAUUAUUAAAAAAUGCUCUCGGUGGAAAUAGUAAAACAAUAAUGAUAGCAGCGUUAUCACCAGCCGAUAUCAACUAUGAUGAAACAUUAUCAACUUUAAGAUUCGCUGAUCGAACAAAAUCAAUCAUAACAAAGGCGAUUAUUAAUGAAUCGCCAACGGAACGAAUGAUUCGAGAAUUAAAAGAGGAAAAUUCUCGACUUCUCGAACAAAUACGAAAUCGUGGAGGAAAUUUGAAUGAUAGCGAUGACUCAAACAUUGUUUGGUUUAAAAUUUUUGAAGGGAAAGGAAAAACCUUUCAGAAACAGGUUGAAGCCUUAAAACGUCAGCUUGAAGAAAAUCAAAAGGAAAUGGAAAAACUUGAGCAAACAUGGCAACAACGACUUGACGCCGAACGCCUCAAAGAAAUUAAAGAUGGUAUAAAUAGUGAUGAUAGGCAUAUAAUUGCACAACGAAGGAAAGAGCAACCACAUUUGUGGAAUCUAAAUGAAGAUCCAGCUUUGACAGAUAUGAUUGUUCAUUUUAUCGAAAAAGGAGAAAUCAAGCUUGGAAAUAGUAACGCAGAUCCACCAGCAAAUAUUCAAUUAAAUGGUUUAAGCAUUCAACCGAAACAUGCUACAUUUUUUAAUAAGGAUAAUAAAAAAGUUACUCUAGCACCAGUUGAUGGAGCAGAGAUUUAUGUGAACGGCAAAAUUAUUCGUACUGUUACACAACUUGAAACUAAUGACAGAAUUUUCUUUGGUGGAAAUCAUUUAUAUGUUUUUGUGAAUCCUAAAAAAAGGCCAAAGAAAAUGCAAAAAAUAACUUACGACAUGGCACAGCAAGAAAUUGCGAAAAAUUCAGCUCUCGCCGGAAUUCUCUCAACGAGCGAUAAUAGCCAAAAAUCCACUGCUGAUCUAAUUCUCGAAGAAGAUUUAAUUAAUAUCCUACCAAACGUAUAUCGAGCGAAUUCAAUGAGUAAAGAACUGAAAAAGAAUGCUGUCUUUGAAAUUAUAUUAGUCGCACCUGAAGCCAGAGGCUUAAAUGAUGGGCUCACCGAGAUUUGGAUCAAAUUUCAUGAUAAAAUCGAUGAUACUCAGUUUUUAUGGAACAAAGACCGUUUUAUGAAUCGCUAUUUUAGAAUGCAAGAAAUUUAUCAAGAUUUCGUUGAAGGUGACUCUAAUUGGAGAGUGUCUAAGGAGGAAGAUCCAUUCUAUGAAUCCCCUCAUAAUGAAUCGAUUAUUGGUUAUGUUAACAUAUUUCUAAGAAGCCUUGCAUUUUUGGUCGAAUUGGAAGAACAAUUAACUAUUUUCGAUUAUUCAGGACAUGACAUUGGACAACUUGCAGUGGCACUUUUUCCAUGCACAAAAUCUGGUAGAGAAAUUAUAGGAGAAUAUGUUGAAAACCCUUCUAAACUAGUUAGUAAAUUCUUGUUUACGGUGAUUUUAGCGGAAUUGACAAUGAAAAUUAUUGGAGCAAUGGGAUUACCUCGACGAAUUGAAAAGGUUAGAGGUCAAAGCAAAAUUUCAAAGCUUCAGUCGAGCAGUCGCUAUAAAUUUUUCGAUCAACCACUGGCAAUCACAAAUCGAAUAGCUGGAACUAAUCCUGUUUAUGGUCAUGAAUCUACUUAUUCAUAUAAAGCAUUAGUGAAUUAUUUAAAGAACAAUUGGUUACAUGUGACUAUAUGGGGUACGCAAAGAAGUAGAAGUUUAUCGUUACGACCGAGCCAAUAUGAUAUUCAAACUAUUCCUUUAACGCUAAAAACUAAUUCCAAGAAAAUUAAGGAAAGGAAAAAAUCUGUGGAACGAAAAAAAAUAAAGAAAAUGAAAACGAAAGCAAAUGAACAAUUUGAAGCAUCCAAUGGAACGAAAAAUGAAUUCGGCUCAAAAUUAAUUGAACCAAUUAGUCAAAUGUCAGCAAACAUUGACGAUUUUAAACCGAAACAAUUUAGCAAAGAAAAACAUAAAAAAAUGAAAGCCACCAUUGAAAGUAUAGUUAUUCAUCAAUCACCGAAAGGCACCAAAAAAUUUAAUCACCAAGACACCGAACUUAAGCUUUUACCUCAUAAACGAUUAUCAAUUGAUGAUAAAGAACAAGUAAUGAAAAGGUCUUCCUCAGUAUCUCAUCAAAGGGCUUUCGAUUCAGCACAAAAUUUAGAGAAUAUUGCACCAGCGAAUCGGGCCAAAUCAAAAAAGAAGAGAGGCAAGUCUGCCACAAAUAAACUUAUAAAAAAAAAUCCUUUUUAA
Dracunculus medinensis (Guinea worm) is the source of this 3351-nucleotide messenger RNA. The record is from the annotation of a GenBank genome assembly. NCBI's taxonomy places the organism in Eukaryota, Metazoa, Nematoda, Chromadorea, Rhabditida, Dracunculidae.